Capsicum annuum is the source of this 1306-nucleotide messenger RNA. Its product is annotated as omega-amidase, chloroplastic. The transcript has 10 exons. Gene Ontology annotation, cellular component: mitochondrion. Lineage: Eukaryota; Viridiplantae; Streptophyta; Magnoliopsida; Solanales; Solanaceae. Gene Ontology annotation, biological process: oxaloacetate metabolic process; L-glutamine metabolic process. The record is from RefSeq and is a predicted model, not a curated record. The coding region runs from base 81 to 1001 and encodes 306 amino acids. Gene Ontology annotation, molecular function: omega-amidase activity.
AACAGAGUGAUAGUAGGACCACCGUCUUCCUUUAUUCUUCAGUCUCAUUUCCCACAAAGUCUGCAAUAUCACCUACUUCCAUGGCUUCUAAUUCUAAAAGGACAGUUUGUCCACUGCAAAUUCCCAAAAUAACGCAGUUCAAGAUUGGAAUUUGUCAGCUGAAAGUUACUACAGAGAAGAGUGCUAACAUUCUAAAGGCUCGUGAACUGAUUCAAGCUGCUGCAGGAAAAGGUGCAAGUCUUAUACUUUUGCCUGAAAUGUGGAAUUGCCCUUGUUCAACUGACAUGUUCGCAAAGUUUGCUGAGGACUUCAGUGAUAUAGACAGCGCCCCAUCAUUGCUUAUGUUAUCUGAAGUGGCUUCUUCCUUAGGAGUCACCAUUAUAGGUGGAUCGGUUCCGGAAAAGGAUGCUGGUCAGCUGUACAAUACUUGCUGUUUGUUUGGACCUAAUGGAGAGUUUAAGGCUAAGCACAGGAAAAUACAUUUGUUUGACAUGGGUAAGCCACUGCUGGGAGAAGUUCAAUUUAAGGAAUCAGACUACAUUUCUGCAGGAAAGAACCCUACAGUUGUUGAUACAGAUUUUGGAUGCAUCGGAAUAGGAAUUUGUCAUGAUAUAAGAUUUCCUGAACUGGCAAUGUUGUAUAGUGCCAGAGGUGCUCAACUAAUAUGUUACCCUGGAGCAUUCAACAUGAGUACUGGGGCGGCCCUGUGGGAGCUGGAGCAAAGAACAAGGGCAGUAGAUAACCAGCUUUAUGUGGCAUCAUGCUCCCCAUCUCGAGAUUCAGCCGGUAGCUACGCGAUAUGGGGUCACUCCACUGUGGUUGGACCGAUGGGAGAAAUAAUUGCAACCACAGGACAUGACAAAACAGUUCUAAUUGUUGACGUUGAUUAUGCUGCCAUUCAAAGGACAAGUUCGUACAGGGAAAGUUUCCCUUUGGAGAGCCAGAGGCGCAGCGACAUCUAUCAAUUCGUAGAUGUGCUCACAGAAAGUUCCAACUCUUAAGAGGCUUUAAGAGUAGGAUGUUUGAUCAGAUAACAUAUCAUGUCCAAGUGAAGUUCUGGAAUAGGAUUUUGCAGGAGUUGUUCAUCACCAAGAAAAUGAUUUGCUAUUGGCAACAGUGCUUGUAUCUUCUUUUAUGUUUAUUCCAAAGGACAUUAGUUAACAAAUUUGGUAACGUUUGGCAUCUCAGCGACAUGGUAACAAAUAUUGUUUAGCAAAGGUGAGUUUCAUGUGUAUACACACUAAAUAAUCCAUUCCUCAACAAAGUGUUGACUUGUCAUAUUUAUGGAAUACAAAUAUUGCUCUUA